AAAGGCUCAAUCUACCCCGGCUCCGAGCGUACCCUGUUGGAAGACCCAACCCAAAGGCUGCAGCAAGCAAAGAUAAGGAAGCUGGAAAAGAUGAACAGACAAGAUAUGGAGUGGUGUGUUUCGAUGCCAAAGGUUGAACUUCACGCUCACCUCAACGGUUCAGUUAGGGACUCUACUCUCCUAGAACUUGCAAGAGUUUUGGGUGAAAAGGGUAUCAUUGCUUUCUCUGAUGUGGAGACUGUUAUAAUGAAAAGUGACCGUACUUUACAUGAAGUGUUCAAGCUGUUUGACCUCAUUCACAUUCUCACUACUGAUCACUCGACUGUUACAAGAAUUACUAAAGAGGUCAUUGAAGAUUUUGCUUCUGAGAAUGUUGUAUAUCUAGAGCUUAGAACAACUCCUAAGAGAAAUGAUUCCAUAAGAAUGAGCAAACGCUCUUAUAUGGAAGCUGUGAUGGAGGGUUUAAAAGCAGUCAGUUCAGUUGAUGUUGAUUAUGCUCCUGCUGGUUUGAAGACCAAUACAUUUAAUGGAACUACAAGAAAAAAGCUAUACGUUAGGUUUCUUCUCAGCAUUGACCGCCGUGAGAGCACUGAAGCUGCCAUGGAAACUGUUAAGCUUGCACUAGAAAUGAGGGAUUCAGGGGUAGUUGGCAUUGAUCUCUCUGGAAACCCGAUUGUGGGCAGUUGGACUACAUUCUUGCCAGCAUUAAAGUAUGCUAGGGAGCAGGGUCUCUGUAUAACUCUUCACUGUGGAGAGGUACCUAACCAGGAGGAGAUCACAGCAAUGCUAGACUUUCUUCCACAUAGGAUUGGUCAUGCUUGUUGCUUUGAGAAGGAAAACUGGAGGAAAUUGAAAUCAUUGAAAAUCCCAGUUGAGAUUUGUUUGACAUCCAAUAUCAGGACAGAAACAAUUUCUUCAAUAGAUAAUCAUCAUUUUGCUGAUCUAUACAAGGCAAAACAUCCAUUGGUUCUAUGCACAGAUGAUUCUGGGGUUUUUUCGACCAGUCUUUCUGGGGAGUACCGUCUUGCUUCUUCUGCAUUUGGUCUCAGAAAGACAGAAAUGUUUCAGCUUGCUGAAACUGCUAUUGAUUUUAUAUUUGCUGAUGAUGGAGUAAAGGAAGAAUUGAGAGCAAUUUUCGAAGUAGCCACAGAGAAGCUACAUUUAUGAGUUGUAGCAGUUUCAUAAGCAUGUUGUACUUCCUACUAAUACUUGAUAGGCCAGUAGCAACAUUGUUGAUCCUAUUUAGGUCAAUUUGAGACCAGCUGGGCUACAAUUCAUCUGAAUUCCUCUGUUGAGACAAAGCCAUUGUUGUUGCAACUUUGAACUGAUCAGAUUUCUGAGCUUGGUUAAAUGUAUUCUCAACCCUCCCCAUCUGGAUGGUGCAUUUGAUGA
This is a messenger RNA of Theobroma umbraticum, 1392 nucleotides long. RefSeq names its product adenosine/AMP deaminase family protein. Gene Ontology annotation, molecular function: adenosine deaminase activity. NCBI's taxonomy places the organism in Eukaryota, Viridiplantae, Streptophyta, Magnoliopsida, Malvales, Malvaceae. The record is from RefSeq and is a predicted model, not a curated record. Gene Ontology annotation, biological process: adenosine catabolic process; inosine biosynthetic process.